Lytechinus variegatus (green sea urchin) is the source of this 4220-nucleotide messenger RNA. RefSeq names its product KH homology domain-containing protein 4-like (gene khdc4). Gene Ontology annotation, cellular component: nucleus. Gene Ontology annotation, molecular function: RNA binding. The transcript is spliced from 17 exons. Lineage: Eukaryota; Metazoa; Echinodermata; Echinoidea; Temnopleuroida; Toxopneustidae. The record is from RefSeq and is a predicted model, not a curated record. The coding region runs from base 189 to 2594 and encodes 801 amino acids.
GUAACCUAUCGACUGUACUGAGCUGAGCUGGCGAGCUGUAUUUUCGUUCAUUUUCAAAUAUCACUGGGAUGAUGUUAACAUCAUGAUGGUUGAUACUCUUUUCUACAUCAUUUUAUCAGUUAACUUGACCGUAUACAAAGACUAAGUGUAUUUGUUUAUCUUUGCCAUAUUGCGUGACUGCUUCCAGAAUGAAUGACCACGCCCGACCCCGCCGCUCCAAAUGGGACACGCCCUCAACCGUGGUUCCUGCUCCUGCCCCCGCCCCUGCCCUUGUUCCCGCUGCCCCUCCUAUUCCUUCUCAGUACCCUGCCACCGCAGCACAGUUGUUGGAUGGGCAGGUCAGCAGUCUUGAGGCCGCAUCAGCAGCAGCGGCUAGAAUCAAUGCUAUGCUGAUAUCCAAGGGCAAACUGAAGCUCCCGCCAGGCAUCGUACCAGCAGAGCCAGAUAACAAACAGAAACAAGUCAAGCUGCCGGUGAAGGAAGAGAAGGGCAAGAGUGAACCGCUGGUUGCGGAAGUUGAAAUCAAUGAAGUACCCAUUCAGUGUCGUAACAUGCUCACUAAAGGAUCUACACAAGAGGAGAUCAGUAGAUUAACAGGCGCGGCUGUAUCAACAAGAGGGAGGUACAUGUCAUAUGCAGAUAGAGCAACAAAUAAUAUGGGAGAGAGGCCAUUGUAUCUAUGUGUACAAGGACCAACAAGGGAGAGCGUGGACAGGGCGGUGGAGCAUAUCAAGGCAUUAAUAGGGGGUGGCAUACAGAACAAGGGUGUGGCCACAACAGGGAACAGGACCCGGACCAGGUUUAGUGCAGCCACCACUGGCCCAGCAGCGGCAGUAAACACCCGGCCCCCAGGAGCACCCAUCUUCAGUCGACCCCCUGCCCCAGGACUAGGGGCACAGAUAAGGGCACCGGGUGUAGGAGGGGAUGUCAGGGGGCCUGCAGGAGGGGUGCGUGGUCCAGGGCCUAACCCCAUGGUUCCACCUCCAGCAAUCCAACUGGCAAUCCAAACUGCACAGUCUUCAGGGCAUUACUUACAAGAUAAAGUAUUUAUUGGCUUGGAACAUGCAGACCCAUCUUUUAACAUAAAAGAGAAGAUCCAAGGUCCCGGGGGUUCCUUCCUGCAGCACAUCCGAGCAGAGACCGGUGCCAACAUCUACCUGAGAGGGCGUGGCUCCGGUUUCAUGGAGCCCACGUCAGGGCGCGAAGCCUUCGAGAAUCUCUAUAUGUACAUCACUCAUCCUAAAGCAGACGGUCUCCAGGCAGCCAAGAAACUCUGUGAAAACCUUGUCACAACUAUUCAAGCAGAGUAUGUGGCACAUCAAAGUCAACUCUUCCAAAGAUCAGCACCUGCCUUAGCUGCUGCCCACAUGAUAGCACCACCAGCUCGUCCAGGUCAGCCGGUGGGGCAGGCCAUCCCUCAGCCUCCCUCUCAGCAGCUGCAACAGCCUGGAGCAUUGGGAUUAUAUUCACAAGCUCAACCAACGCUCCCCGCCGCUAGUACGGCUUUUAGUCAAACACUAGCUGCUCAACAACAGGCCCAAGCAAUCCUUGGUGCCCAGAGGCCAGUGGUCAGUAUAGCAGUUAGUGGUCAGCCUGGAAUUGUCUAUCCUCAUCUCGCUGCUCAACCACAGCCUGGACUUCCUGGACAACCAGGAUUAGCACUGCAGGCUAGGGCCCCUCAGCCUGUUCCUGCUCCAGCUCCUGUCCCCCCUCCUCAACGUCUUCCCCCUCCCAUUCCCCAAGUGGUUGUACCAGCAGCCUCCCAGGCCCAGAUUUAUGCAGCACAGGUUGCUGUGUCACAGAGUCAUCAGAGCCUUGCCCAAGCUCAGGCCCAAGCUGCAGUUCAAGCAGCACAGGCCCAAGCUCAAGCCCAGGCCCAAGUCCAGUCCCAGGCUCAGGCCCAGCUUGCUCAAGCUCAAGCCCAGCUUCAGUUACCAGUCAGUGUUGGGAUAGCGGUUGGUCAGCAGGUACUCCAGCAACCUUUAGGACCACCUCCCCAACAGCAGCAACAACUCCAGCAACAGCCACAGCAAUCUGCAAAGAGGAGAUUCAGAGAAGAUCUGGUUCCUGAGAGACCAGAGCACCAUCCACCCCCAAUGACUAAUCUAGGUGUCUCACCCCCUGGUCACAGUCCCUUGGGUAUCGCUGGAGCCAUGGCUGGAGGACAGGGAUCGUUACUCGGGUUACCAGGGCAACCACCAGAAGAUAGAAGGUUGAUGCCUCCACCACCUAACCCCCAUGCCAUGCGAGAUGCAGCAAGGAAACGAUUACUGCCCCCUCAGGGCUUAGAUAUUCAUGGAGGUAGGAUACCUUCACCAGAGGAAUCACGGAUAAAGCGGGGACGACUUGUCUCCUACGACACCAGCGGAGACUCCGAUGAAGACGAAGAUGCUGCCGGACGUGCCAGGACUCGCUUUGAUGCCGGGCCUCGCUUUCAGGCGUCAUCAGCAGGAGGUUACAUGGCGCCUCCUCCCCGGGGACUUCUUCCACCGUCAUCGCACUCCACAUCGACUUCGACAUCGUCCUCAUUCUACAAAGUGGAACGAAGGGAACCAGGUCCAGGGGGUUCUCCGUUUUGGAUGGCAAGGAAUUGAUAAAACUUGAUGGGAUGAAAGAGAACUAUAAUGCAUUGUAUCUAUUUCAAGGUUAUGAACACUUUCAAGAGACUUGUGUUCUCUAUGUGUUAAUCCGAAAGGUGACACAUGCUUUUCUCCCAUGUCAUCUUUUAUUUCAUAAGUAGGUGAAUUGCAUAAAAAAAGCAAAUCCUGGAAAUAUUAUGGUCUUCUCUGCAUUGUACAUACCAUAGACGUCAGAAGGUAUUGCAAGGAAAAAUGCUGCUUUGUCAAAUAGUAAUCCUAAAUUCAUCAUUCUUUGCCAUUGAACUAUGGACUUACAUAUGGCUGAUAAGUGAAGGUAUUGGUUUAUGUGAUAAGUGAAAGGCAUUUCCUUUCCUGUGUUGUAUACUGAUAGUUAAUACUUACGUAUCAUGUUUUAUGUCUUGAGUGAAUUGCAUUUUGAUUUAUUUUUCAUGCAAACACUAUUUUGCUUGGCUACUUACAUGUAAUCAUGCAUGUUGAUGAUUAUGUCAAGAAGCAUUAUUAGAGGGAAAAAAAGUUUACUUGAGAAAAAGUUUUCCCAAGAUGUUAGCUUCUUUUACUUGGACUAAAAAGAAAGAAACGUUAAAAAAAUUUUGUAUCAGAACUGUAAUUGAUAUUCAUUGAUUUUAAUUUAAUAACACAAUUUUAAUAAUUCAAUUAUUUAUCUUCAGGAUUCUCUUGAAAUGAAUGAUUAUUGAUAUUGUUUCAUUGAUUUUAAUAUUGUUUGAAUUCUAAUUUGUAUUAAUUCUGCUAUUCAAAAGAGAUAUUCAGUUACUUCAAAUCUGAGCUGUUUGCAUAUGCUUUCUGAAAUUCAAUAUUCUUUUCUUCAACAAAUAUUACAAAGCCAAUCCAUGGGUUCAAAGAGUAAAUUUGAUUCAAAUCAGUUUCAAAUAUGAAAAGCCAUUGGUCCCAUAAUUCAUCACCUAGAAUCUAUCUGUCAAUGAAUUGUAUUAUGAAGAGAUGAAUGGUGUAGCACCUAGGAGAUGAAUUAUGGUGUCACUUGCUUUCCAUAGUUUGGGUUGAUUUCAACCAGUUCCACUCUUUAUAAUACAUGUAUACCACAGGGCAUCAGAUUGUUGAGGUUGAAAUGAUAUUUUCAACUCUGAUAAAAAGCAAGCAAUACAUGCAUGCAGAAUUUGUUGAUUAAGGUAUAAUUUGUUGAAUCUGUAAUUACGAUAUAUGUUUUCUUUAUAUUUAUUUCAGGGACCAGGAAUUGUGUGGCUUGGUUUACCAUAAUCAUUGUUUUCAUCGAUCAAAAUUUAAUUAUCCAAUUCUGUUUUUUUUGUUUAGGGCAGUUUUAUGAAAGACUAAUACACAUGAAUCAAAGAUGUAAUCACUUUCAUUUUUAAAUGGUUGGUUUUUACAAGACUAGAAGAAAUGUAUUCUCAUUUGAAAAAAACUAUUAUACAAAUCAUUCUGUGGAAAAUCAACCGCACCAUAACUCCAUAUCUAGAGCAGUAUGUCAAAGAAAUAGUGCUUUCAUCAUAGAUGAUGUAUGCCCAUGAAUGUACAAUUGCCAAUCAUUGUAGUUUUUAUUUUACUGUAAGCUUAUGAUCUAUGAUGUCACUGGCUUUCCAUAGUCAAGAUUGAUUCCUUGCAAAUUAUUUUUUACCUGUAGGGAUA